Molecule: messenger RNA, 2213 nt
Organism: Nymphaea colorata (pocket water lily)
Lineage: Eukaryota; Viridiplantae; Streptophyta; Magnoliopsida; Nymphaeales; Nymphaeaceae
Product: inosine-5'-monophosphate dehydrogenase-like
Exons: 5
Coding region: 82-1839 (585 amino acids)
Biological process (GO): GTP biosynthetic process
Cellular component (GO): cytoplasm
Molecular function (GO): IMP dehydrogenase activity
Source: RefSeq, a predicted model, not a curated record
CCAAAAGCAAAGGACAGUGGAGAUUUUAGACAGAAAGGCAGAGAUGCUGUCCGACCCAAUUGAAUCUUCACUCCAAUUUCAAUGAAAAGACACGGAUGUGAAUGUGAUGGGUUAUUUAUUUUAAUUUUUGCAAUUUCCAGUAGGGGUCCGCUCAUUUUCAGAUCCGGAUUUUCUUCCCUCCUGCUAGAAGCAAAAGCGGCUCGUCAUACUCGUCCUCGUCCUCCUCCUCCACCAAACAGACCGUUUACGCCCUCACCGUCCGUGGACGCCCCACAGUCCCCAUCGCUCCUUCGACCUUCUCCAGUCAGUCCCAAGAAGAUGGGUGAUGGUUUGGUGGAAGUCAAGGAUGGGUUCACACCAGAGCAUCUUUUCAACCAGGGUACUUCCUAUACAUAUGAUGAUGUCAUCUUCCAUCCUGGUUACAUUGAUUUUCCAGCAGAGUCUGUUGAUCUUACCACCAACCUCACCAGAAACAUCACCCUUGCCACUCCUUGUGUUUCCUCUCCUAUGGACACCGUCACAGAGUCAUCGAUGGCUGCUGCCAUGGCUGCAUUGGGUGGCAUCGGCAUCGUUCACUACAACAACCUCCCCACCGAGCAGGCCACCCUUGUCUCCCAUGCUAAAUCUCUCCGUUUUGGCUUUAUUUCUGAUCCCCUUUGCCUCUCACCCUCUGACACAGUUGGCGAUGCCUCUGCAGUCCUUUCCUCGUCCUCUUCCUCUUGCAUUCUCGUAACUGAGUCUGGAACCACCAAAUCCAGGCUUGUGGGUAUUGUCACAGAGAGGGACCUCUUUGCUGCCCCUGAUCAGGAAACUCGUCUCAGCAAUGUCAUGACUAGAGAUCCUAUCUCUGUGCCUGCUGAAACCAGCUUCGAGCAAGCAGCUGCCUCCUUGAUUGCUAAGAAGCUGAAGUACCUACCUUUGGUCUCAGAAGAUGGGUUGCUUGUGGAAUUGCUGAGCAGGGAUAAUGUGAAGAAGAGGAUGGAGUUGCCAGUUUCUGUUGCACGCCCAUCAGUGGGAGUAGAUGGAAAAUUUCUUGUAGGGGCAGCAAUUGGAACCAGGGAGAAUGAUAAGGAGAGGCUGGAGUACCUCGUCAAAGCUGGCAUUAAUGUCAUCGUGCUGGAUAGCUCACAGGGAGAUUCAACCUACCAAAGGGAGAUGAUCUUAUAUGUGAAGAGGACAUAUCCAGAGCUUGAUGUGAUUGCUGGAAACGUUGUUACGUCUUACCAGGCACAGAAUUUGAUUAAGGCUGGGGCUGAUGCAUUGAGAGUUGGUAUGGGGUCUGGAUCAAUUUGCACCACUCAAGAAGUUUGUGCUGUUGGAAGAGCUCAGGCAACUGCAGUUUAUAAGGUUGCAAGCAUUGCUAGUCAAAGUGGGGUUCCUAUUAUUGCCGAUGGAGGUAUCCAAAACUCGGGGCAUAUUGUCAAAGCCUUGUCAUUGGGAGCAUCCACUGUCAUGAUGGGAAGCUUCUUUGCCGGUACUGAGGAGGCUGCUGGAGGCUAUUUCUACAAGGAUGGUCGUCGGUUGAAAAAAUAUCGUGGUAUGGGCUCUCUUGAUGCAAUGACCAAAGGGAGUGACGCUCGAUAUCUGGGUGACAAGUCAAAACUUAAGAUUGCUCAAGGAGUUUCUGCAGCUGUACCUGACAAGGGUUCUGUUUUCAGAUUAAUUCCUUACACAAUGCAGGCAGUUAGACAAGGUUUCCAAGAUCUUGGUGUCUCCAGUUUGCAGUCUGCACACAAGUUAUGCAGAUCGGGGGGGCUUAGACUAGAGGUAAGGAGCGGAGCUGCACAAGUUGAAGGUGGAGUGCAUGACUUGGUUAUGUACGAAAAGAAAGCUUUUUGACGUGUACUACAAUAUAUUUUGACAUUGUUUACUAACUCACAAGCAUGGCAGCACGUCAAAGAAUGAUUUUGAGAAGGCCAAAUUGGUCACAUCUGUGAGAUACACCAACAUUAGGAUUUCCUACCUUUAUGAUUGGAAAUCCUUAUUUUAGUGCAUUAGCUAUGUUGGCUAUGCAUAAAGAGUUAUAGCCUUGGGGGCUUAACUGCUUGUAGAUGUUCAUGGCCUGCUGUUAUUGAGAAUCUGUUUGGAUAUAUAGGACAUCGGCUGGGUUAUUAUAUCUUACUACAGUGGUGGACCAAUAAAACUUCUUAUACAAAUAUUGUCUGUUUGCUUUCUAACUGAGGAUGGAUCUUUUAUUUAUUUGGACAUGUAUA